Molecule: messenger RNA, 165 nt
Organism: Racocetra persica
Lineage: Eukaryota; Fungi; Glomeromycota; Glomeromycetes; Diversisporales; Gigasporaceae
Source: the annotation of a GenBank genome assembly
AUGAAGUAGAAAGAUUCAUUGUUUUACAGUUUCAGAAUACAGAAUCAUCCAAAGAGUAUACUAAAUUUGUGCUUGAAAUUGAAUUAGAUUCUGAACUUUUAAAUAGCGUCAAACUUGAUCAAGAUUUUGAGACUAAUCUACUAAACUUGAGAAAAAUAAAAAAUA